Messenger RNA from Klebsormidium nitens, 1222 nucleotides. The record is from the annotation of a GenBank genome assembly. NCBI's taxonomy places the organism in Eukaryota, Viridiplantae, Streptophyta, Klebsormidiophyceae, Klebsormidiales, Klebsormidiaceae.
AUUGCAGAGUCUAGACUUCCAAGCUGUCCAGAAGAUCUCGAGAUCGAAUCUAGAGGCUGAGGUUCGCCCACCGCUUGCCACCUCACCAAACUUCCUGGCCCCGAGUCUCAGCCUCCGAAAUCCUCGGCCAGCUGCGCCUCAGUCUGUCUAGCUAGCCCUUGGCGAAGCUUUGUCGGGGGCGCCCAGCUCGGCGCAGGGGCAGCAGAAAAGAGGUGGAACGGAUCAGAGUCAGGGCGCAGGAGGCGUCUUAGAUUCCAUGGUACUCCUGAGGCCGCUUGCGUGAUUUGCCAGCUGCUGUGCAUGCACGUAAGCAGGGCUUAGUCAGAAUGGCGCACGCUCUGUUGCGGCUCGGCGCGCCCCGUUCUUCGCUCCUGUGCAGAUUCUCCACAAAUGCUGCGCAGACGAAUGUUUUCCAUUUUCAGCAGUCAGGCAUCUCUAGUUCCCAGGGGUUGGCCACGGUGGCGGGCGGGUCGGGAGGUCGAAGUGAUUCAGAAGAUGUCCGGCAGUCGGUUCCUCGCUAUCGAUGGAAGGAGGAACAUCUGUGGGUCGCAGCUUUGGGUGCAUGGGGCGUGGCAGCAUAUGCUUUCUCUGCGGCGCGAGAAGCAAGAAAAGAGGGGGAGAAGUCGAAGGGCAGGGUUGCGAUACAAAAGCUCAUGAGUGGUGUCAAAAGAUAGGGUCGGAAAGUGCCAAGACUGGCAAACGGCGAUAAACGAGGGGGUUUGGAACUUCGCGGUUUAAGGGCGGGAGCAAAUGACAAGAAAAAAUGACAGGAACAACGUGGCGUGCAUGAUCCACAGGGACGCUUUCAAAGAUGAGCACGUCCGUCCGGGCAAUCGGAGCGGAGAGGUGUUUGGGGUUGCAUGUGCCCAUAGGGGCAAAAGCAAACCAGGGUUUGCCUUAGCGGGGGGAUGGUGAUUCAACUCAAACCAGAUUAAAUGAGCUAGGAUCCAAAUUGAUCAGGGUUGAAUCUGUUCAGAAGCUUGGUCCAACGAGCGUCUGGAUUUUUGUGUACAUAAGCACAGGUUAAUAUACCGCUUACUGCCAUGGGCGCACCAGGAAUGGAUGGGUGCUGUUAGAAGUAGACACGCAAACUUUAUAGGCUGCAAACCCAGAGAUCGACGGUCCAGCUGGCAACCAGUCAAGUUGCCUGGGUCCUUAUAUUUCAGAUUAUAUGUCCAUCUUGCCUUUUCCUCGGUGUUUCAGAGUCUACACAAUCUUUUCC